AUGGCUUCUACUACCAAGCGCGCCGACUUCGAGGCGGUCUUCCCUGGCCUGGCCAAGGAUAUCCUUGAGCAUGCGAAGCGGUACAACCUCCCCGCCAACGCCCUCGAGUGGUUCGAGAAGUCGCUGUUCGCCAACACCCCCGGUGGCAAGCUCAACCGUGGCCUCUCCGUCCCCGACACCGGUCUCGCCCUCCUGCAGAAGCCCCUGACCGAGGAGCAAUUCGAGCACCUGAGCAUUCUGGGCUGGCUCACCGAGCUGCUCCAGGCUUUCUUCCUGGUCAGCGAUGAUAUCAUGGACAGCUCCAUCACUCGUCGUGGCCAGCCCUGCUGGUACCGCCACGAGGGUGUCGGCCUCAUCGCCAUCAACGACGCCUUCAUGUUGGAGUCCGCCAUCUACCUGAUCCUGAAGCAGCGCUUCAAGUCCCACCCCUCCUACAUUGACCUCGUCGAGCUCUUCCACGAGACCACCUGGCAGACCGAGCUUGGUCAGCUCUGCGAUCUGAUCACCGCCCCCGAGGACAAUGUCAACCUCGACAACUUCUCGAUGGAGAAGUACAUGUUCAUUGUCACCUACAAGACUGCCUACUACAGUUUCUACCUUCCCGUUGCUCUGGCUCUGCUUUACCUGCAGGUCGCUACCCCCGAGACCCUGAAGCAGGCCCACGACAUCCUGAUCCCUCUGGGUCAGUACUUCCAGAUCCAGGAUGACUACCUGGACAACUUCGGUGACCCCUCUGUCAUUGGCAAGAUCGGCACCGACAUUCAGGACAACAAGUGCUCCUGGUUGGUUAACCAGGCCAUCGCUCGGGCCACCCCUGAGCAGCGUGCGGUGCUGGACUCCGCCUACGGCCGCAAGGACAAGGAGCAGGAGGCCAAGGUCAAGAAGAUCUUUGACGAGCUCGAGUUGGAGAAGCUGUACAAGGAGUACGAGGAGAACGUUGUUGGCGAGCUGCGCGCCAAGAUUGCCGCCGUGGACGAGACCACUGGCCUGAAGAAGGAGGUCUUUGAGUCGUUCCUGGCCAAGAUCUACAAGCGCACCAAAUAG
Penicillium cataractarum is the source of this 1044-nucleotide messenger RNA. RefSeq names its product bifunctional (2E,6E)-farnesyl diphosphate synthase/dimethylallyltranstransferase (gene erg20). Lineage: Eukaryota; Fungi; Ascomycota; Eurotiomycetes; Eurotiales; Aspergillaceae. Gene Ontology annotation, molecular function: (2E,6E)-farnesyl diphosphate synthase activity; dimethylallyltranstransferase activity. Gene Ontology annotation, cellular component: cytoplasm. The record is from RefSeq and is a predicted model, not a curated record. The transcript is spliced from 2 exons. Bases 1 to 1044 code for a protein of 347 amino acids. Gene Ontology annotation, biological process: trans, trans-farnesyl diphosphate biosynthetic process.